AUGGCACAUGCAACAGGUGAUGCUUCGUCUCCUCACCUAAUCGAUGGAUCGAGUGGAGAAGAACAGAAUCCACCCGUGAUUCAGAGUGAAGAGAAGUCUGGAGCAGGGAAGGGGACCGGAAGCGAGAGCGACUCAGUCGCUACUGCAGACGAAGGUGGAAAAUUAUCAGCCAAAUCACCGGAGGAUCUUGGAGAAGAGAAUCCGCUUCCCGACGAAGCCCAGGUUGAAUCGGUGGCACAAGAGGAGGUACACGAUGGUGCGAAUGAGCCCGAAGCAGAAAAUAAAGAAAGCCCUCGAGCCGAAACUAAAUCGCAAGAAGCCGAUCAACUGAGGGAGGGUAGAGAAGCCGCAUCGGAGACCCAAAGAGAGGCUGAGCCCGAGGACAACGAAAGGGUGAUUUCUGAGAAUGAAGAAGGAAGAGGUCUGCCAUCUGAGACAGACAAACGGCCAGAGGAGAUGUUGGUUCAGGAGCAAAUCGACGAGGUCAAAAGGAAGCAGAGCUUGGCAAUGGUGACAGUUCCUGCUGCAAAGCGAGCUCAGAAAGAAAAGAAAAGAACCACAUCCGCUGAAGCCUCAGAGCCAAGAGCUGAAUCAACCCCAGCCGCUCCUUGCCUAAAAGCUGAGUCGAGUCACGUCAAACAGAAUAAGAAGAAGGCAAACCUCCGGAGCAAAAAGAGGGUUGUGUCUGAUGACUUAAUCCAGCUGUUCAAGGAUCGUCACAUCUGGUGCGAACGAGUUGUAGAUGUGGACGAAGAAGAUGAAUGGAAGUACCUUGAGGUACUUCGUGAAAGCGGAAUGCGGUGGACGGUGACAGAGCUCGAGCCCUACAUGAGCAAGGUGGUGCGAGAGUUCUAUGCAGGACUACCAUCAGAGUCACCGAGUGAUUCAUCUCAGGUCUUUGUAGUGAGAAUCAGGGAAGCUAAAGUCCGAAUUUCUCCAGGGAUCAUCAACGAGACCUUACGUCGCGAGCCUCUGACUGAAGCAGAAAGAAAAGAGGAGGCUGAGGCAGACCUUGUGCCAAUUUCUGAGGUAUCAAGAUACCUGUCACAAGGGCAUCAGUCGACAUGGUCUGAGUUAACCUCGAGAGAUUUCCCUCCACGGAUAGCUGCACUGAUGGUCAUCGCAUCUUACAACUGGGUCCCAUCAACGAAUAAGCACCACAUCUCCGAGGAACGGGCAAGGUUAGUUUACAAGCUGGCGCACGGAAUCAAUGUUGACUUUGGGCAGAUGAUCUUCCAACAAAUGCUUGAUCUGAGCAAGGUCAUCAAGGGAGAUAGACGAUGGUUGAUGUUUCCCUGUCUCAUCAGCAAGGUCAUCAAGAGGCAACUCAUUCUGCAGCUCGAAGAAGUUACCGAGGAAAAGGCUAAGGAGAAACGGAAGAAAGAGGCAAGAAAUAGGACUGGAUUUGCAUCGACAUAUCGUCCUUCAACCUCGAAUCCGCAUUCAACAACCGCUGCCCAGCUGAACAUACCAACUGGAGGAGUCAACAGCGUGAAUCUGGGAGUGAUUAGAGUGCCUGAGGCUCCAGCCAAUGCAGAGGGAAUCAGGACAGCUCUUGAAGAUGUGGCAUCAGUUCUUGAGCAACUCGGGGUAGUAACGGCCAUGCUACGCACUGCAGUCACAGGUAAACUCACUUAG
Messenger RNA from Eutrema salsugineum, 1638 nucleotides. Its product is annotated as hepatoma-derived growth factor-related protein 2-like. The record is from RefSeq and is a predicted model, not a curated record. The transcript is spliced from 2 exons. Bases 1 to 1638 code for a protein of 545 amino acids. Lineage: Eukaryota; Viridiplantae; Streptophyta; Magnoliopsida; Brassicales; Brassicaceae.